AUGCGUCCAAAAGAAAAUGGCCGGCCAGAGAUAACAUCGAUCAUUUCAUCAUCUUCUAUCUCGCUAACUUUGUUUUCUCUCUGUGUAUCUCUCUAUCUCUCUCUCUCUCUCUCUCUCUCUCUCUCUCUCUGUAUCACUCUCUCUCUCUCUCUUUUAUUUUUUUGUUUAAUAGCUGACACUGUCUUUCCCCACCUCACUAUCCCUGUAGCCUUGUGCCACAACUUACCUAAACUUAGUAAAUAUUUCUUCAUUACUUUUCGUUUUCUUCCCCCCCCACUUCGCUUUAAUUCUCUCUCUCUCUCUCUCUCUCUCUCUCUCUCUCUCUCUCUCUCUCUCUCUCAUAGCUUUUACCCAUUGCUAUUUUUAAAAAUCAUUCCGUUGUUUUUCUUUUUCUCUCUUCAUUUUUUAAUACCCUCUCUUUCUCUCCCCUUCUCUCUCUCUCUCUCUCUCUCUCUCUCUCUUUUUUCUUUCUCGAGUGACUACUUUUUUAAAUACUUGACAAGCACCCUCCUGUCUUUCCAGAUUGGCUAA
Molecule: messenger RNA, 531 nt
Organism: Acanthosepion pharaonis
Lineage: Eukaryota; Metazoa; Mollusca; Cephalopoda; Sepiida; Sepiidae
Source: the annotation of a GenBank genome assembly